CUCCUCUCUUCCCUUUCUCAUCUUCUCUCCUCCAGAUCAACUUCAGGUGCAAACCGUCUUUCAGGGAAUCAGGCUCCAGGAACAUUCGAGAGCCCAUCGUUGUGCGUCAUCACUGGGUUCACCGGAGGCGUCAGGAAGGGAAAUGCAAACAAUGUGGAAAGGGCUUCCAGCAGAAGUUUGCUUUCCACAGUAAAGAGAUCGUGGCCAUCAGCUGCUCGUGGUGCAAACAGGCCUACCACAACAAGGUGUCCUGCUUCAUGCUGCAGCAGAUUGAGGAGGCGUGUCCAAUAGGAGCUCACGCUGCUCUCAUAGUCCCGCCCACCUGGAUUAUACGAGUAAAGCGGCAUCAGUCGUCCAUGAAGUCGAGUAAGAAGAAGAAGAGGACGUCGUUCAAGAGGAAAAGCAGCAAGAAAGGAGCAGAGGAAGGACGACUGUGGAAGCCGUUCAUAAUCCGGCCGAUCCCUUCACCUCUGAUGAAACCGCUGGUCGUGUUUGUUAACCCUAAAAGUGGAGGAAACCAGGGCACUAAGAUCCUGCAGUCCUUCAUGUGGUAUCUGAACCCCCGACAGGUGUUUGACCUGAGCCAAGGAGGACCGACUGAGGGGUUGGAGCUGUAUCGUAAAGUCCACAACCUGAGGAUCCUCGCCUGUGGAGGAGACGGCACUGUCGGCUGGAUCCUGUCUAGUCUCGAUGAACUCGGAUUAAACCCUCAACCUCCCGUCUCUGUGUUACCGCUGGGUACGGGAAAUGACCUCGCCAGGACCCUGAACUGGGGAGGGGGCUACACGGACGAACCCCUGUCUAAGAUCCUCUCACAUGUCGAGGAUGGGACCGUCGUGCAGCUAGACAGAUGGAAUCUACAGGUUGAACCGAACCAAAAUACAGGGGCUGAACCGGACGAACAACAAACUGAUAAGCUUCCCCUCGAUGUUUUUAAUAAUUACUUCAGUCUUGGAUUUGACGCCCAUGUGACUCUGGAGUUCCACGAAUCAAGAGAGGCGAACCCGGAGAAGUUUAACAGCCGCUUUAGGAAUAAGAUGUUCUACGCUGGGACGGCGUUCUCAGAUUUCCUGAUGGGAAGCUCCAAAGACCUGUCGAAGCACAUCAAAGUGGUGUGUGACGGCACAGAUUUAACCUCGAAGGUUCAGGACUUGAAGCUGCAGUGUUUGGUCUUCCUCAACAUCCCCAGGUAUUGUGCCGGCACCACACCUUGGGGAAACCCUGGAGAUCACCACGACUUUGAGCCGCAGCGGCACGAUGACGGGUACAUCGAGGUCAUCGGAUUCACAAUGACGUCACUGGCCACUCUCCAGGUUGGCGGUCACGGCGAGAGGUUGAACCAGUGCAGAGAAGUCACCCUCACCACCACUAAACCUCUCCCAGUGCAGGUGGAUGGAGAACCGUGCAGACUCGCUCCGUCCGUCAUCCACAUCAGCCUGAGAAACCAGGCCAACAUGGUGCAGAAAACCAAACGACGGACCUCCCUGCCUCACAUGAACGAUCAGCAGCCGGUCCCCGAGCGGCUGAGGAUCCGGGUCAGCAGGAUCAGCAUGACGGACUACGAGGCUCUGCACUACGACAAGGACAAACUACGGCAAGCAUCCAUUCCUCUGGGCCUGAUCGUGGUUCCUGGUGACAGCGACUUAGAGACCUGCAGAGAGCACAUCCAGCGCCUGCAAGAGGACUUCUGCUCUGUCCAGCCUCCCUUCAGAUGCUUUGGACCGCAGGUUGGUAGUCGGAAUGCGGAAGCUUGUUGUGUUUUUGUUUUGUUUGGCUCGGAGGCAGAAGGGAAACUUCUACAUUUUAUAGGCUGAUUACAAGCAAUUAAU
This is a messenger RNA of Labrus bergylta (ballan wrasse), 1829 nucleotides long. The record is from RefSeq and is a predicted model, not a curated record. NCBI's taxonomy places the organism in Eukaryota, Metazoa, Chordata, Actinopteri, Labriformes, Labridae.